This is a messenger RNA of Medioppia subpectinata, 1943 nucleotides long. The record is from the annotation of a GenBank genome assembly. NCBI's taxonomy places the organism in Eukaryota, Metazoa, Arthropoda, Arachnida, Sarcoptiformes, Oppiidae.
GUUAAAAAUGGCUGAAAAUGUUGUCAACACUUAAACACUGUUUUGAAAACUAAAACAAAUCAUUUGUUUUCAAUUUGAAUUCAAUUUAAUAAUUAUGUAUUAAUUAUGGCAUAAAUCGUGACAUUAAUUGCCAUUCAUAUCAAGUGUUGUUUGAAUUGUGUCUCAAAAUGAGUGCCAAAAGUAUCAGACAUUUCACACAAAAAAGUGAUCACUAAUUGAGAGAUGAGUUGUUUUGUGGACUGAAUUGACAGCCAUUUGAGUGAAUCAAUUGGUGACCAAUCGGUGACCAUAUGAUGACCGCAAUGACAAUGAAUGCUGUGAUGGCAUGGCUUGUGGUGACGAUAUCGUUGCGGACGUCAUCGAUGGUGAAGGCCUGCAGUGUCGACAUGUGUUCCCGCGAGUACUCAUCGGUGUUGCAGAUGUCUCAGCAGUGGUCGGCCGGUGGGGGCGAGUCAUCACCCGAUGCCGACCAUCAGUACUGUGCGCUCGUCAACGCCUAUCAACACUGUCUGAAGUCGAUCGGCAGGUCGUGUCGCGGAAACCUCGAGUUCCACACAUUGCAGACACUGCUCAAGACGUGGAAACACGAGCGCAACUGUUCCCACACGUCGACAAUGUCGGCCACCUAUCGGCCCCAUUCGGUGGCCUCAGCGCAGCGCAAGUCUGGCCACUCGUUGGCCGCACAGAAUCAACAGCAGAGGCAACAAAAUUUGGACGAUAUUCAGGAACAACAGUCGCGUCUUCAGCACUGUUUGUCCGCCGCCUAUAACUAUACCAUCAAUACAGACGUCUCGGCGGCCAUCGAUGUGCGGACAGACCAUCGCACCCAACGUGUGGUGACCACCGCUGGACCCAAAUCGCGGUCGAGGGGUCGUCCGGUUCGCGACAGCGACCCGUCUGUCAAAACAAACUUUUUCCCCAUCAGAGGGGAGACCAUUGAUUUGGACGAAGACAUGAACCAAAAUGAGUUCAACUCGAGUCCAAUGCCGCCAACAGUGCCAACGUUGAAGCCAUCGGUACCGCCGUCGCCGCCCCUCACGUGUAUUAUAUACGGCGAUCCACACCUCAGGACAUUCAACAACGAGUACCAGACGUGCCGGUGUUCGGGCGCCUGGCCUCUCAUCGAUCACCCCCUCUUCACCGUUCAGAUCACCAAUUCUCGCAUCAAAGGUGCCAAUCCUCAGGUGACAGGAGUGACCAAAGUUGUGGUUCUUGUCCGACAGUUCCAGAAGUGUGGCAUUUUUACGGAUCUCUUAUACGAAGCCGACAGUCAGACCACACAAAACGGUCAACGAGUGGGCACCCCUUCGGCCACAUUCAUAGACGGGAGUACUUCUAACUCGAAUAAUCUGAUCCGAAUCACCCAAUCAUCAAAUAAUAAUGUAAUUACAAUACAUUUGGAUCACAUCGGGGUUCGUGUAUAUAUAGGACAGUUUGAGAGGUCGGCGCACCUGAACGUUGUGAUCAAAUUUCGUUCGGCGACCUCUACUGUGAAACAACAAUUAGUGCUCAACUCAAUCAGUUCUAACUCGUUGUGCAAAAUGGGUUGUCCUAAACGGGAACUCAUAGACAUUCAGAACAUAUUGAGUGCCACUGGUGUUGACGUGAACGGUGCCAACGGUGCCAACAGUGCCUCACAAACAGACAAUAGUGUCACAGACUAUAAGUCGGACUCCGGUGUGACGGAAGGGGAGGACAGCGACGACGACGCUGUGGUGGACGAGGAGGACGUACGGGAGGACCCGUGUCAUGACCUGCACGGCUACUACAGGAUCUCCUGUCUGUACGACGUGACCAUCAAAGGUAAAUCGGAACUAAUGGCCGGCUUUUGGCAAAGUGUUGUGAAUGCCCAGAGAAGUGUACAGUAUAAGCACCGGAGGCCACACAUCAGUGCUAUAUUUACUCCACAAAUGCUCACUAACGUCACAUCACGUCUACUGUAA